CCCAGUCAACCCAGAUGCUGUUUAGUGAAGAUGGAUUUGUUUGCAUUGGAACCUAAAAAAGCUAAAGCUAAACUUGUCUCUCUGUUGUUUGCGUUUCUGCCCUAAAAAAUGUCUUCACCUAGAGGAUCUGGAAAUUUUAAGAACGUUAGAAAAAAUGCCCGAGAGCAAAGGUUGCAGUUUAUGAAUUCUCAGGCUGCCCUGAUUGCUCAAAAAAAGAAGGAAAUUGAAGAAAAGCUAGCUCAACAACAGCUACCCCAGAAAGAAGUAAAAGUAGAACCGAAAAUAGAAAUACAGGAAGUCAUCCCAAACGGACAAGAAGAAGCCGUGCAGCUACCACCAAAAACACCAGUAUUACCAUUCAAGAAUGAUGGAAGCUUUCUUGAAAAAUUCAGACAAAUGCAGCAGCAAAAUGCAAAAUCUGAUGUUCAACAUAGUGGUGCUUCACAGAGUUUGCAAGCUGAUUAUUCUUGUCCUCCUCCUAUUGAUGUGUCGGUCCCACCACCACAUUCGCUACCCAAUCCAUACUACACCCAACAUCCACCCCCACCAUCAUAUCUCAGCGCUCCACCCCCAAUGAAUAUCAAAGAGGAGACAAAGGAAGAAAACCGAUCACCAUCCCCCUAUUCUCCUUCAAGACCAUGUGAGGAUGAAGAUGACCUUCCAUUCUUCAACAAGGACUACCAUCAUCAAGGGCCGUCGAACUCGUCCGAGGACUCGGGGAAUUUCUCUCAAAGCGGACUAAGACGCAAAUUCAAAGAAGAACCUGACGACUCAGAGAAUUCAAGUAAACUAAAGGAGAGGGAACGGAAAAGACAGAGCCGUUGGGGGCCUCAAGAAGUGAAGAUUGAACCUCCAACUAUUAAUCCUGUACCGAUCUCAAAUGUGCAUAUGGGAUUUGAUGGUCCAUCCACAACCAAUCAAACCGUCUUGGGACGCAGCUCAUUUCUGUCUCGCAUCACUUCCGCCGACCCACAAAUCCUCACUUAUGCUGUGAGGGUAUUCGGGACGACUGAUUUGACGGAAGACCAAUGGAAGCAAUGUUUGGACCAAGUGAAAAUGCAAUACGUUUAUCAAGAGAUGUUAAAGAAGAAGCAAGAAAGAGACAGACUUGCUCAGGUGGGAAAAGUCCGAUACGAGUACGACAGUGAUGAAGAAACUGAAGGAGGAACUUGGGAACAUAAAAGACGUAAGGCUGAAAUGGAGAAAACAAAAGAUCGGGCUGACCAGUUAACUGAAUGUGGUCGAGGAAAACAUCACCUUGGUGAUUUUCUUCCGCCGGAAGAGUUGGCCAAGUUUAUGGAAAAAUUCCAAGCCGUGCAAGAGGGACGAACCGUUGACGAAUCUGAUUACAAGGAGUUCAAGAUUGCUGAAGACAACGUUGGCUAUCAAAUGUUGAAAAAGUUUGGUUGGACAGAAGGAGAAGGUCUCGGAAUUGGUGGUUCCGGUAUCACAACGCCUGUUAACGCAACCAGACGAAACGAGGCGCAAGGUUUGGGAGCGAUUAAACCGGAAGACUUGACGAGUAAUGAUAAUGAAUACGACGCGUAUCGCAAAAGAAUGAUGUUAGCUUACCGUUUUCGACCUAACCCUCUCAACAAUCCGCGCCGGGCCUAUUACUAAUCGUGCCUCGCCUGUCGUUGUUUGUGGUGCUUAAUUUAGUUUUAAUGUAUUCUGUCCCCCAAAGUAGUGUUGCACCGUUUAUUCGUAUUAUUAACUCAUAUUACAUCACUUCCUUCAUUUUAUCUUCGAUCUUUGCCAGAUUAUUAUCCCAUUGUUGUUUUUUGUUUGCUUCGUUCAUUGCUUUUCUUGUUGUGUAAGGCAUGACCCUUAAAACUUCGCAUUUUUUUAUGCAUUCGUCAAACCAGGUUGUAACAUGCAUACAAUCGACUACACAGAAGUAUAACAGAUCUUGACCCUUCA
Daphnia pulex (common water flea) is the source of this 1920-nucleotide messenger RNA. RefSeq names its product SURP and G-patch domain-containing protein 1-like. Gene Ontology annotation, cellular component: nucleoplasm. Gene Ontology annotation, molecular function: RNA binding. The coding region runs from base 109 to 1620 and encodes 503 amino acids. NCBI's taxonomy places the organism in Eukaryota, Metazoa, Arthropoda, Branchiopoda, Diplostraca, Daphniidae. The transcript has 6 exons. The record is from RefSeq and is a predicted model, not a curated record.